Molecule: messenger RNA, 1745 nt
Organism: Poecilia reticulata (guppy)
Lineage: Eukaryota; Metazoa; Chordata; Actinopteri; Cyprinodontiformes; Poeciliidae
Gene: adm2a
Product: adrenomedullin 2a
Biological process (GO): positive regulation of heart rate; adenylate cyclase-activating G protein-coupled receptor signaling pathway; regulation of systemic arterial blood pressure
Cellular component (GO): extracellular region
Molecular function (GO): hormone activity
Source: RefSeq, a predicted model, not a curated record
GGAACUUGAUCUUGACCAACAGGAUUGGAAUCGUGGGAAUAAGAAGACUUUUGACUGACUCCAUACUCUGAGCUCUACCAUUAAAGUUUCCCAAGUUGGAAUUCUCAGCUUCAACGUUUUGCUAUAAUUUUUUUAUUAUUAUUAUUUAUUUAUUGCUCUCCCCCCAUUUUUGGAGGGCUGAAAGUCGGUGAGGUAGCCCCCCUCCAACUCCUGCAGAGAGAGGGUAUACAAAGUUGAAGCUUAUCCGGAGAUGCGGUCCUUCCUCCCGCUUGUCGUGUGUUGCAUCAGCCUGCUCUCCCUCCAGCAGCUGUCGGCUUCACCGGCCGGGGAGCGUCCUGACGGAAACAGACUGAAUCAUCAAAAAGAACCAAUCGACCAGGAAAAGGAGCUCUCCACUCCCUCAGAAGGCCAGUCCAACACUGUCCCAGCAUCUCCAGCAGCAAGCAAACUCCAUAAAUGGAUGUUAAGCCUCAUGAGGCACCCACCGACGUCCGGUUUGAGGACGGCAUCUCCUGGCCUGACAUGGACACAGGCUGAUGAGGCUUUUCAGAUCAAGAGAAGGGCUAAGAGAUCUCGUGGCCAUGGACACUCAAAAGGGGGCAGAAACCACCACCAGCAUCCCCAGUUUAAGAGAGUGGGGUGUGUCCUGGGAACCUGCCAAGUACAAAACCUCAGCCACCGUCUGUAUCAGCUCAUCGGUCAGAACGGCAGGGAAGAAUCAUCCCCCAUUAACCCUAGGAGCCCUCAUAGUUAUGGAUGAGCUAGGUAGCCCCAUAGAAGGUCUGUCAGUGUUUGUCUUUUAAUUGUCUUAGUUCUAGUUUUUGCAUUUAGGAUUAAUCUAGUGCACAGUCAGCUUUGACUUGUUUUAGAAGUUUCCUGAUUUUACUGUUUGUACUUGAUUGAUUAAUUUUAAAGUUAAAUUUUAAGAUCAGAACGGACCAAAUCAACUCCAAGGUUCGACCAUCUCCGUCAAAGGAAAAUGGACAUUAAACAUUAUGGAUUUGUCAGCUUGAAUACUAAAAGGAAGCCAAAAGCUGACAUUGGGACAUUUUAAUCUGGAUAAAGUAAGAAUUGAGCUGUGUCUUCAGUGCCAUUCAGUGGAGUACUUGUUGCCAACUGAAUUUCAUAGCUUUGGCUCCUUUGCUCUUCACUGAUCACACACUUAAGGCCCUAAUUGUGGAUUAGAAGCUGCACCAUGAACUGGAGACUGUCAAAAUCAAUUUGUUCCUGAAUACCUUUUCAACAGUCAAGUGAACCCUUUUACCUCUCCAUCAGCUUUGAAGUUCAUACACUGUGUCUAACAUGAACUCAGAUCACCACAACAGACCUUGAGUUUGUAGCUGAACUUAAUCUGAGAUCAUCCACAGCCAAGACUUACAGCAAACAUUGUGAUUUAAGACCCCAUGAAAAGGAAAAUAAGAGUCAGCAUGCAGGGAUUAGUUACUGAGUCAAGAAAAGUUCUGUUUCAAUUUUGUGCUUCACACAGUUUAAAAUAAAAGUGAACACUAUAGUCUGAUUAGAAUUUAAUUGUUUGAGUGAAAACAAUGAAAUGCUAGAAAUAACUUUAAAAAGUAUUUUAGCAGUUAGAUCAAAUCAGAAAAAUAACUUUUUAAAAAUGUAUCAACAAGCUUCUUUGUUUAGUGGACUAGCAGAUGAAGUUAGGCUUCAUAGUUUCAACAACUUAAAAAGUUAAACUCCUGAGUCUCUUAUGUCAUCCAAGUCGAGUCUACAGCAAAGAUGCGAAA